Molecule: messenger RNA, 1048 nt
Organism: Vavraia culicis subsp. floridensis
Lineage: Eukaryota; Fungi; Microsporidia; Pleistophoridae
Exons: 1
Coding region: 48-1025 (325 amino acids)
Biological process (GO): deoxyribonucleotide biosynthetic process
Cellular component (GO): cytosol
Molecular function (GO): ribonucleoside-diphosphate reductase activity, thioredoxin disulfide as acceptor
Source: RefSeq, a predicted model, not a curated record
ACUCGUUCCUACAAAAAACUAUAAAAGCAUCACAAGCCCUAUCCCCCAUGUCACACCAACCAGAAGAAUCUUUGCUAACCGAGCCUAAAAAUAAAUACACGCUAUUCCCUCUCACAAACCAGGAUGUAUGGCAGAUGUACAAACAGGCAUUAUCAUCAUUCUGGACAGUGGAAGAAGUUGAUCUAUCAAAGGAUAUUGAUGAUUGGAACCGGUUGAACGGAGAUGAGCGCCAUUUUAUAUCGUACGUGCUCGCAUUCUUUGCUGCAUCGGACGGUAUCGUGAACGAGAAUCUCUUGGAGAACUUCUCGCGCGAGGUGCAGCUCAAAGAGGCGCGCUGCUUUUACGGCUUUCAGAUUAUGAUCGAGAACGUGCACAGUGAAAUGUACUCGUUGCUGAUCGAUACGUACAUUAAGGAUCAGGAAGAGAAGGACUUUCUUUUCAAUGCGAUUGCCAACAUCAAUACGGUGAAGAGAAAGGCUGAGUGGUGCUUUAAAUGGAUAAAUGAUAAAGAUUCUGAUUUUGCAACACGUGUUAUUGCGUUUGCGUGUGUUGAGGGGCUGUUCUUUAGUGGAUCGUUCGCAUCUAUCUUCUGGCUGAAAAAACGCGGUCUUAUGCCCGGUCUUACAUUCUCUAACGAGUUGAUAUCACGUGACGAGGGCCUGCAUUAUCAAUUUGCUGUUCUUAUGAACAAAACGCUCAUCGGCCAAUGCCCAAAAGAAAAGGUAUUAGAGAUUGUGAAGGAGGCAGUGGAAAUUGAAGAAGAGUUUGUCUCUGACUCUUUGCCUGUGUCACUGAUCGGUAUGAACUGCAAGUUGAUGUGCCAGUACAUUGAAUUCGUUGCGGAUGGAAUACUUGUUGAUUUGGGCAUUGGACGUGUGUACAACGUAACGAAUCCGUUUGAUUUCAUGGAGAAUAUUUCGCUGUUUGGGAAGACGAAUUUCUUUGAGAAGAGGGUUGCUGAGUACCAGAAAGGAUACGUAGGAAUUGAAAAUGAACAGACUUUUAAGACGGACGAGGACUUUUAAGAACAGUAAAGGUUCCAUCUUAA